ACAGAACGACGGAGAUUGGGCAGCUGAUCAGCUCCUACCUGGGGAAGGAGAAGAACCUGGAGGACCACACUGUUCAUCUGCUGUUCUCCGCUAACCGCUGGGAACAUGUACCACUGAUGAAGGAGAAACUCAGUCAAGGGAUCACGCUUGUGGUUGACAGAUACGCCUUUUCGGGAGUCGCCUUCACGAGUGCCAAAGAG
Messenger RNA from Pterocles gutturalis (yellow-throated sandgrouse), 200 nucleotides. RefSeq names its product thymidylate kinase-like. Gene Ontology annotation, cellular component: cytoplasm; mitochondrion; nucleus. Gene Ontology annotation, molecular function: ATP binding; dTMP kinase activity. Gene Ontology annotation, biological process: dTDP biosynthetic process; dUDP biosynthetic process; dTTP biosynthetic process. The transcript is spliced from 2 exons. The annotation marks the transcript as partial. Lineage: Eukaryota; Metazoa; Chordata; Aves; Pterocliformes; Pteroclidae. The record is from RefSeq and is a predicted model, not a curated record.